AUGUCGUCAACUAUUCUUCUGGCUUCUAGGCGUUUAACGCCGCUUUUGAGGACAUCGCAGAACUUCCCUUUAUUACGGUACUAUUUAAAAACGGAUACCGGUGCAACGCAAAAUACUUCCGGGAGAAAAAUCAAGAAACUUAUGGUUGCUAAUCGAGGUGAAAUCGCGAUCCGUAUUUUCCGUGCAUGCACUGAAAUGAAUAUUCGAACUGUGGCUAUUUAUAGUGAGCAAGAUAAAAUGCAGAUGCAUCGUCAAAAAGCUGAUGAAUCAUACUUGAUUGGGAAAAGUUUACCACCAGUAGCUGCUUAUCUUAAUAUUCCAGAAAUCAUACAGCUAGCUCUAAGACAUAAUGUAGAAGCUAUUCAUCCUGGUUAUGGAUUUCUUAGUGAACGAUCGGAAUUCGCACAAGCUUGCACUGAUGCUGGCAUUAUAUUUAUUGGACCACCGGCUAAUGUUGUAAAACGUAUGGGUGAUAAAGUCGAAGCUCGACAAGCUGCUAUUAAUGCAAAUGUUUCAGUUGUUCCUGGAAGUCCUGGACCGAUUACUUCUUCUGAAGAAGCUAUGGAAUUCUGUAAACAGUAUGGAUUACCAGUUAUACUCAAAGCAGCUUAUGGUGGCGGUGGUCGUGGUAUGCGUGUAGUUCGAAGACUUGAAGAUAUAAAACAAAAUUUUGAAUUAGCCUCAUCAGAAGCGUUGGCAGCUUUUGGAAAUGGUGCAAUGUUCAUUGAGAAAUUUAUUGAACGACCUAGACAUAUCGAAGUCCAGAUUUUAGGUGACAAAUAUGGGAAUGUUGUACAUUUGUAUGAAAGAGAUUGUUCUGUUCAACGUAGACAUCAAAAAUUAGUCGAAAUUGCACCGGCACCUAGUCUAGAUCCAACUGUCCGUAAAUCAUUAUUAAACGAUGCGGUACGAUUGGCUUCUUCUGUUGAUUAUGAAAAUGCUGGUACAGUUGAAUUUCUAUAUGAUCAAACAACUGGACAUUAUUAUUUCAUUGAAGUCAAUGCUCGUCUUCAAGUUGAACAUACUGUUACUGAAGAAAUUACAGGUGUAGAUCUUGUUCGAUCACAAAUUCGUCUAGCUGAAGGUCGUUCAUUAAGUGAUCUUAAUUUAUGUCAAGAUAAAAUUGAACCACAUGGUUUUGCUAUACAAUGUCGUAUUACUACUGAAGAUCCAGCAAAACAAUUUCAACCUGAUUCUGGACGUAUUGAAGUAUUUCAAAGUGGUGAAGGAAUGGGUAUUCGUGUAGAUUCAGCUUCAGCUUUUGCUGGUGCAAUUAUUUCUCCGUAUUAUGAUUCAUUAUUGGUUAAAAUAAUUGCACGGGCAAGUAAUUUUCGUUUAGCUGCCAAGAAAAUGUUACGUUCAUUGGCGGAAUUUCGUAUACAUGGUGUUAAAACAAACAUUCCAUUUCUUAUGAAUGUAAUUAAACAUGAACAAUUUUUAUCUGGCAUUGUCGAUACUAAUUUUAUUGAUGAACAUCCUGAUCUGUUUGAUUUACCUCCAGCUAAACAACGUGCCCAAAAACUAUUACGUUAUAUCGGUAAUACAAUGGUUAAUGGGCCAUCUACUCUUUUGGCUACAAAACUUCCACCAUCUGACAUUGAACCAAAGGUACCAAAAAUUUCUUAUGCUAAUAGUAUUCCACGUGGUUGGCGUAAUAUACUACUAGAAAAUGGACCGGUUGAAUUUUCCAAAGCUAUCAGAUCACAUCCUCAUCUUCUAAUUACUGAUACUACUAUGCGUGAUGCACAUCAAUCACUUUUAGCAACACGAGUACGUACUUUUGAUCUUCUACGUAUUGGACCAUAUUUGGCUUAUCAGAUGCCACAGUUAUUAAGUAUAGAAAAUUGGGGAGGCGCUACAUUCGAUGUCAGCAUGCGUUUCCUUCAUGAAUGUCCUUGGGAACGUUUAGAACAACUUCGCAACGUUAUUCCAAAUAUCCCAUUUCAAAUGCUUCUACGUGGUGCAAAUGCAGUUGGUUAUAAAAACUAUCCUGAUAAUAUAAUAUACAAAUUUUGUGAAGUUGCUGUAAAAAAUGGCAUCGACAUAUUCCGUAUAUUUGAUAGUUUAAAUUACUUGCCAAAUUUACUCAUGGGGAUGGAUGCUGUCGGUACAGCUGGUGGAGUUGUUGAAGGUUCCAUAUGUUAUUCCGGUGAUCUUUCAAAUCCUAAACUUGAUAAAUAUAAUUUAAAAUAUUAUAUGGAUUUAACUGAUCAGUUAGUCAAAGCCGGGACUCAUAUAUUAGGAAUUAAAGAUAUGGCAGGUUUAUUAAAGCCAAAUGCUGCUCGUAUACUUCUGUCAGCCAUACGAGAUCGUUAUCCUGAUAUACCAAUUCAUUUGCAUACACAUGAUACAGCUGGUGCUGGUGUAGCAUGUUUACUGGCAGCUGCCGAAUAUGGUGUUGAUAUUGUCGAUGUUGCUGUGGAUAGUAUGUCUGGUUUAACUAGUCAACCAAGUAUGGGCGCCCUUGUCGCUUGUUUAAAACAUACUGACACUGACACUGGUUUAUCUAGCGAAGAUGUAUCAACUUAUUCAGCUUAUUGGGAACAAACGAGAAGUUUAUAUGCACCAUUUGAAUGUACCACAACUAUGCGUUCAGGUAAUGCCGAUGUGUAUGAAAAUCAAAUACCUGGUGGUCAAUAUACCAAUUUACAGUUUCAGUCUUAUUCACUUGGUUUGGGUGAUCAAUUUGAAAAUGUGAAACGUAAAUAUACUGAAGCUAAUCAACUUUUAGGUGAUAUAAUUAAGGUAACACCAUCAUCAAAAAUAGUGGGAGAUUUAGCUCAAUUUAUGGUUCAAAAUGAUUUAUCAGCUCAACAAGUAUUAGAUCGAGCUGAAGAGUUAUCUUUUCCGUCGUCAGUGAUUGAAUUUUUCAGCGGUGAAAUUGGUUUUCCUUAUGGUGGAUUCCCCGAGCCACUUAGAACAAAGAUUAUGCGAGGUCAAAAGGCUAAAACAGAGCGUGUUGGUUCACAUAUGGAACCGUUUGAUUUUGAUAAAUUAGCUAAACAAUUAAAGGAAAAAUUCAAAAGAGAUUUUGAUGAACGCGAUCUACUGUCAGCAGCUCUAUAUCCUAAGGUAUUUGAUGAAUUUGAAGAGUUCCGUAAAAUCUAUGGUCCCGUAGAUCGUCUACCAACUCGUAUGUUUUUUGUAGGACCUAAGAUUGCUGAAGAAUUCCCAGUCGACUUGGAGACCGGUAAAAUGUUACAUAUUAAAACAUUGGCUGUCGGUGAAUUAACCAAAGCCGGGGAACGUGAAGUAUUCUUCGAAAUGAAUGGCCAACUCAGAUCAAUUUUGAUUAGUGAUAAAGAAGCUACAAAGUCGAUAUCGUUUCAUCCGAAGGCUUUGAAAGGUGUCAAAGGCUCCGUUGGUUCACCAAUGCCUGGUGAAUUAGUAACAAUCAAUGUGAAAGACGGAGAUGUUGUAGAGAAAGGUCAAAAAUUAGCUACAUUGUCAGCUAUGAAAAUGGAAAUGAGCAUAACAGCACCCAUUUCAGGUUGUAUUAAGAAGAUUUACGUUUCCAGUGGAAUGAAAGUAUCUGGUGAUGAUUUAUUAUUCGAUAUAGAAUAAAACUGUUCACUUAUUUCAAUAUACUACCUAUAUUUAGCCUUUAUUCUUUGAUUUUAUAUUUCUAUGUUAUUGUGUGACAAUCACCUAUUAGCAGUCUUUAUAUUUUACUUUGAUUCUAUCGUGCUAUUUAUAUUAAAUUACAACAAAAGCAACAGCUUUAAAAGGAAUAUUUCCUUGAUAUUAUACACAUGAAGAUAGAUGUAAAUCGAAUUACUUUGGGGAGUAUCCCUUGACAAACUGUGU
Molecule: messenger RNA, 3807 nt
Organism: Schistosoma bovis
Lineage: Eukaryota; Metazoa; Platyhelminthes; Trematoda; Strigeidida; Schistosomatidae
Source: the annotation of a GenBank genome assembly